GGAUCUCAAACUCCGAGCGGUUUUGGGUUUGAGUUGACAUUUCGCCUGAAGAGGGAACCGGAAGAGACGACAGCGCCCUUAUGGCCGGCGGCUGUGAUGCAAGCGUUGGCCAAAUAUGUGUUUCAGUCGGAGAACCUGUUGUGCGGCGGCGAUCACGUCUCGUGGCACUGCUCUCUCGAUAAUAGCGAAUCGCGAAUACAACACAUGCUUAUGACAGAAGACCCGCAAUUGGGACAGACUCUGACCCCAUUUGGUUCCGUCACUUUCAUCCAAAUAGUUGGCGUGUGUUUAGAGGAACUACAGGCCGCCCAACAGUGGAACGGACCCGGAGUUAUAGACUUAAUGAAGUCAGUGUCGGGUGCGGGCGGCCAGUGGUUAGUGACAGAUAUGCGAAGAGGAGAGACCAUCUUUGAACUCGAGCCCGAACUCCAAGAAGCUGUUGACGACGGGAUCGCCACUCAGGGCUCGAACUUGAGUGGAGUGAGCGCUCGAUGCGAUUGGAGUGAAGACUCGGUCUCGAGUGACGACAAACACAGCGAACCCGAGAACGAAGACAACGGCAAUGACUCGGACUCUCAUAAUUCAGAUGAGAAGAUCACGAAUGGAGAGCAUAACAAACGGAAUGGAAUGCUUUCCAGCGCUCAUAAGUACUCCCAAAGCAGAAAUAGUUGCAGUUCUUCGAUGUCUGUCUCUCACGACCAACAAAAUCAAUGCAAUUCGCGAAUGUCUUUUGCCAGCGAAACGGGUGCACCAGAACCGGGAGAACUGAUCCAAACUAAAUACUUAAAGUGCCUUAACUUACGCUUCAAUUUAGAGGCCGGACUUUUGUUGCCAUUAGCUCUCCGUGGUCGACUUAAACACGACCGACACUUCACAUUCAAGAGCAUAAUCGGAGACUUAGCCAUAACUUUGGUGACGCCAUCGGUCUCGGGAUCGUUCGUCUCAUUGAGUGAAAGGUAUGCGAUUCGCGGGCCAUGGCUUCAAGUGCUCAUUCCUAACGAUUACAUCGAUCGCAUGCUAAUAGAUUUGGAUGAGUUG
Messenger RNA from Medioppia subpectinata, 1038 nucleotides. Lineage: Eukaryota; Metazoa; Arthropoda; Arachnida; Sarcoptiformes; Oppiidae. The record is from the annotation of a GenBank genome assembly.